AUGAAAGAAAGGCAGAUGGACACCACGGGACUGGGCGAGCACCGAGCGAUGAUCCUUCUAAAGGCCAAAAACGAGGGACCUGGUUCUGCGGCUCUUUCUGGACAAAAGGUGGCUUUAGCGCAUUCCGUUCCAGGCUCACUGGCAGCGAACGAUUGGACCCCGAAGUUGCAGACCACCACUGCCAAUGAGGCGACUGGAAUUAAGGCAGUGGCCAACACGGGCAAGUUCUUGUACUCUCGCCCACGUGUGGCGCCGCACCAACGCCACCAUUCAUUCUUGCAGGACCUCGCUCACGUGAGGCUGAGCCCCGAGAUGGCGUCCAGCGAAGCUCCCCUGAAGCUGCGGUUGGAUGGGCCAUUUGGAGCACCGGCGCAGGGAUACAGAGACUACUCCGUCAUGCUGUUGAUUGGAGCUGGUAUUGGUGUCACUCCAUUUGCGUCCGUGCUCAGCGAUCUGGUCCACAGGAUGAGAAAUAUUUCUCAGGGAUCUGCUGUCCCACGUUUCCAGAAAGUUUACUUCUACUGGAGCGUCCGCUCGCAGUCCGAAGUCUUGUGGUUCAGCCGCGUAUUGGAGGCCAUCAGCAAAGAAGAUGUGCUCAAAAUUUUGGAUCUGAACAUCCACAUAACGGGUCUGAGACAAUCUAACGACGUGCGAACGCUGCCUCUCAAGCUGGCACAGGUGGCGGUACACAAGCAGACGGGGAUGGACGUAAUGUCGGGGCUUAACGGCCGGGUCCUGACUCGAUUUGGCCGCCCUGACUGGGCCAGAGUCUUCCGCGACCUGCAGAUCCGACAUGGCAAGGAAAAGAAGAUCGGUGUAUUCUACAGUGGCCCAAACACGCUGGCGUCGGUGCUCAAGAGACUGAGCAACAAGUACUCCAAGCAUGGAACCACGUUCAAUUUUACGAAAGAAGCUUUUGGGUACUGGUGA
Molecule: messenger RNA, 930 nt
Organism: Ostreobium quekettii
Lineage: Eukaryota; Viridiplantae; Chlorophyta; Ulvophyceae; Bryopsidales; Ostreobiaceae
Source: the annotation of a GenBank genome assembly